This is a messenger RNA of Aspergillus puulaauensis, 933 nucleotides long. Its product is annotated as zinc finger MYND domain-containing protein. The coding region runs from base 1 to 933 and encodes 310 amino acids. Lineage: Eukaryota; Fungi; Ascomycota; Eurotiomycetes; Eurotiales; Aspergillaceae. The transcript has a single exon. The record is from RefSeq and is a predicted model, not a curated record.
AUGUCAUAUCCAGCACCAACUUGUGCCAACUGCGGUACUAAAGCCACCAUCCAGUGCGAAGCCUGCAUGGACGCACCCGAGCACGAACCCGGCGACUCGAUCAGCACCUUCUACUGCACCACCGCGUGCCAAACAGCAGAUCUCCAGAGCCACAAAACACACUGCCGAAUCCGAGCCCAGCGAAAACGGCUUCUGCGUGCUGCAACUAUCCUCAAAGCAGCCCUGCUCGUAUACAGCGAGCCCUCGUACGCGCGAACAAUCGCCGAGCUGGACAGGCUAGAUAAAGUCCUAGCCCUUGCUCACACCUGGGGUGGUAGUUAUUAUCCACGUCUUGAUCCGGAUUCGUUUCUGCCGAAUCCUACACCAGCCCAGAGGGAGGCUGUUCUUAUGUACUCCUUAUGUGGGGGCAUGGCGGCUCGCUUGGUCGGUCGUUUGGCGCAUAAACUUCUAGCUGGCCUUCCAUGUAUCGUCGAACAAGUGCAGGUAAAUGUCAAAACACCAUCACCAAGAACCAAACUCCUCCGCAACCACCACCUGGGAAGUCGAGAGCAUACGGUUCUGAAGGUCGACCUCCUCUUUGGAGGUGGCACAUGGAUUAUCGAUCCGGCAGCCGCGCAGUUCGGAGUGCCGGAUGUACUGUUCCCUUAUCACAAGUAUAUCCCAGACAGAGAUAUCGAUCUCGUUGGUCAGCCGGCUACGUACAAUGUCACCGAGACAUCGGAUAUAGACUUCUUGCUGUAUGAACGGACGCCGCCGCUGGAAGGCGAUAUACGAGAUGCGAUAGCAUUAGAGCGUCCGCCGCGGGCUCGUUUGGCUUCUUUUGUUAAUACCUGCGUUCCGACAGAUAUUCUACUUGGUUCUGCUGCUGAGUUUGAGGCAAAGGUGGAAGCUUUCAAGGAGGCGUUGAGGUUCUAUAUGGCCGGAUCGGAGUGA